Molecule: messenger RNA, 1098 nt
Organism: Ceutorhynchus assimilis (cabbage seed weevil)
Lineage: Eukaryota; Metazoa; Arthropoda; Insecta; Coleoptera; Curculionidae
Source: the annotation of a GenBank genome assembly
UUUGAUUUCUCAAUUUACCUUUAUGAUAACUUUUGUCUCAAUAACUGUCGUAGUGGGCCCGGCAAGAGGGAAUCGAAAUAGGAUGAAAAUUGUAAUGAUAAAAUAUUUUUUCUCAUAAUUACCUUCCUAAAAAAAAUAUCCUACAAAUGCCAUCUUUAUAAAUAAAUUUUAAUCUUAAGUGUGCGUAUGCGUAAUUUUUUAUACAAAUAUUGGAUAAAACAUCUAAGGGACUUAUAUAAAAGUGAGCUAAUCCAAAUCUAAUAUUUCAUACAAAAAAAAAUAUGAAGUUUUUUUAUCUUAUACCUCUUAUUUUGACGGUAGCGCUUGGCUACAAUUUGGUUGAAUAUGGAGAAGUUAUGCAAAAACAGAUAUUAAAAGAAGAAAUUGUGAAGCUGUUCAAGGAUGUUAUUCAGAAACUUGCUCUUGUUCAAAGUGAAAUCGGACUUUCCAAUGAUUUAGCUGCCAAUUUGAAUGACUACUUGGAUCAAUUACUGCCUGGAAUUAAUCAAGCUAUUUCGAAAGCUGGAUAUGAUCCAAAAUCGCUUCCGGAUCAGUCUGUUUCAAUUGUUAUUGGAAAAUCAACGCUGAAAGAAGGCACACUUUCAAAAUUAGCUACCAUAGAAAGAUACCAAAAUGUAACCGUUUCAUAUGAUAGUGACGCUAGAAAGGUAGCAAUGGAUUUUAUUUUAAGAUGGGAAGAUUUGCAGAUCAUUUACAAGUACCACACCAAGGUGGCAUUUGUUAGUAUCACUGGACAUGUUACCGCAGAUGUAGAACACAUGAAAAUUCAUCUCAAAUUAGGGUUUGACUACAACACCAAUCACAUCACCGUCGAUUCGCUGGAUUUCAAACACACUGGAGAUAUUUCCCUUAAAUUUUCUGGGCACAAAAUAGUCGACUACAUAACCAAUGCUAUGACAACAGUAUUUACCACUCUGUUCCACAGCCUGGUACUUUCAGAAGUCAAGAAAAUCACAAUGGAUCCGGUGCAAGACUUAGUGAACACCUUCAAUAAUAUGAUUGAUCAAGUAUUACAUAAAUGAAAGCGAUAAAAUUAGUAUUUUUGUCUGAGCUUAGAAAUACAAAAGAUUGUUUUAA